Iphiclides podalirius (scarce swallowtail) is the source of this 480-nucleotide messenger RNA. The record is from the annotation of a GenBank genome assembly. Lineage: Eukaryota; Metazoa; Arthropoda; Insecta; Lepidoptera; Papilionidae.
AUGGGUCGUGUCAGGACUAAGACCGUCAAGAAAGCGGCAAAAAUUAUCAUUGAAAAAUAUUACACAAGAUUGACUCUUGAUUUUGACACAAACAAAAGGAUAUGCGAGGAAAUUGCUAUUAUCCCGACGAAACCUCUUCGUAAUAAAAUUGCUGGGUUUGCCACCCAUUUGAUGAGACGUCUAAGACACUCACAAGUACGAGGCAUUUCAAUUAAGCUACAAGAAGAAGAGCGUGAGAGACGUGAUAACUAUGUACCAGAAGUUUCUGCCCUUGAGCAUGAUAUCAUUGAAGUGGAUCCUGACACUAAGGAGAUGUUGAAGAUGCUUGAUUUCAACAAUAUCAAUGGCCUUCAACUGACUCAGCCUGCAACUCAAGGAGGCUAUGGUGGCAGACGCCUGCACAGUUUCUGGCAAUACCGAGCAGGACGCGCCUUGCAUCCUGCAAGCUCCGCCCACCGCUUGCAGUCCGCCGCGCAGGUU